This is a messenger RNA of Scleropages formosus (Asian bonytongue), 3752 nucleotides long. RefSeq names its product G protein-activated inward rectifier potassium channel 1-like. The transcript has 3 exons. Gene Ontology annotation, molecular function: G-protein activated inward rectifier potassium channel activity. The record is from RefSeq and is a predicted model, not a curated record. NCBI's taxonomy places the organism in Eukaryota, Metazoa, Chordata, Actinopteri, Osteoglossiformes, Osteoglossidae. Gene Ontology annotation, biological process: regulation of monoatomic ion transmembrane transport; potassium ion import across plasma membrane. Gene Ontology annotation, cellular component: plasma membrane. Bases 813 to 2321 code for a protein of 502 amino acids.
CCGAAUGGGCCAUUAUUAGUGAGAAGUCCCAUUUGCUACUAAAUACCUCACUCUAUGGUGUUUAUUGGUGUAUGCGUGUGACGUAUUACAUUAAUGGAAAUUAUUGUUUCAUGAUAAAGACUCUUUACGUGAGGCAGACUUAUUAGGCUCAGCUGAUCCUCGUUUUGUGGGAAACGAGUGUCGGUGAAAUGAAAACUCGCAGACGCGCCACACAUCAUCAUCAUGUACCAUUAUUAUUUACUGUACAGUACUGGUUGGUAGUAGAGUACAUCCAGAACGGUUCCCGCGUCCCCGAUUGGGUUAGAAGGCACGAGCCCCCCCCACCGCCCCACCCCGCGGCGCGGAGAGCUUCACACAAACACACACACACACACACACCAUGGCAUGUCAGUGGGAGUUUCCUGCGGGGACGCGCAAACAUCGGCGCGCUCACAGGACGGCAGUCCGGACUCGGUCUCGCAGCGCUCGUCUGCCCUCAGCACGUCCUCGCGAUCAUCAUCAUCAUGCAGCUGUAAAAAGUGCAAGAACGGCCGCGCGCGCCGAUCGAUCGCGUCUCUCCAAAGCGCCGCCAGUCGAGUCCUGCGUCAAAAGGGCUUUUUUCGGAAAGAAGAAGAACGAAGUUCGUCCUUCGUCGCGCUCGCGGGACACGAUGCGCCACUGCGCGCCUCUGCGCUCCCUCUCGUAACGUAACGCAGCUCCUCCUCACCCCCCCGGACUCGGGACACUUGGAGCGGCUGCCGCUGAGCGACUGCGCGCAAAGAAGCGGCCGCUGCUGCUGCUGCUGCUGCUGCUGCUGCUGCCCUGCGGGAGGCAUGUCGGCGCUGCGGAGGAAAUUCGGGGACGAGUACCAGGUGGUGAACACGAACCGCGCUGCCGUGUACGCGGCGCCCGCCAAGAAGAAGCGGCAGCGCUUCGUGGAGAAGAACGGCCGCUGCAACGUGCAGCACGGCAACCUGGGCGGCGAGACGAGCCGCUACAUCUCGGACCUCUUCACCACCCUCGUGGACCUCAAGUGGCGCUGGAACCUGCUCAUCUUCAUCCUCACCUACACCAUCGCCUGGCUCGUGAUGGCCUCCAUGUGGUGGAUCAUCGCCUACAUCAGGGGAGACCUGAACCGCGGCGACGACCCCUCCUACACGCCGUGCGUGGCCAACGUGUACAACUUCCCGUCCGCCUUCCUCUUCUUCAUCGAGACGGAGGCCACCAUCGGCUACGGCUACCGCUACAUCACCGAGAAGUGUCCGGAGGGCAUCAUCCUCUUCCUCUUCCAGUCGCUGCUGGGCUCCAUCGUGGACGCCUUCCUCAUCGGCUGCAUGUUCAUCAAGAUGUCGCAGCCCAAGAAGCGGGCCGAGACGCUCAUGUUCAGCCAGGACGCGGUCAUCUCGCAGCGCGACGGCAGGCUCUGCCUCAUGUUCAGGGUGGGCAACCUGAGGAACAGCCACAUGGUGUCGGCGCAGAUCCGCUGCAAACUCAUCAAGUCUCGUCAGACCCCGGAGGGCGAGUUCCUCCCGCUGGACCAGUGCGAGCUGGACGUAGGCUUUGGCACUGGAGCAGACCAGCUCUUCCUGGUUUCGCCUCUCACCAUCUGCCAUGAGAUCAACGGCAAGAGCCCCUUCUUCGACCUCUCCCAGCGCUCCCUCAUGAGCGAGCAGUUCGAGAUCGUCGUCAUCCUGGAGGGCAUCGUGGAGACCACCGGUAUGACUUGCCAGGCGCGGACCUCCUACACGGAGGACGAGGUGCUCUGGGGACACCGCUUCCUGCCCGUCAUGUCCCUGGAGGAGGGCUUCUUCCGCGUGGACUACUCGCAGUUCCACAGCACCUUCGAGGUGCCCACACCCUGCUACAGCGUCAAGGAGCACGAGGAGAAGGCGUCGCUGCGCUCGCCCGUCGUCACGCCCAGCCUGGCCGACGGCCGCGCGCGCAAAGACCGCAUCUUUUCGCUGGACUGCAUCGACGGCGCCGAGGAGCGCGGCAACCGGAUCGGCGGGCAGCAGCGCGCCAGCUCCGGGAGGGAGGGGCAGCGGCAGCGUCCGGAGCCGCGCGCGGGCCCCCAGCAGUCGGAGAGGGCCUCCAGCACGGGGGACCUGCCCUUGCAGCUGCAGCGCUUGGGCUCCGCGGCGGGGCGAGGCGAGCCUGGGGAGGGCCGCCACCUCGGCGCCCUGCAGGUGCGCUCCGUACCCAUGACCCAGUCCACCGGGGACCUGCUUCAGGCCCGACUGCCCCCGGCCCUCGUUCCGACUCCGCUCCCGCUGCCGCUGCCGGGGGCCCGGCCCGAGGACAGCCUGCCUCCCAAGCUGCGCAAGAUGAACGCUGAGCGCUGAGCGCCGAGCGCCGAGCGCCGACCUGCGACCGGCGGCUGCGGAAUGGACCUCGGAGACACUGAGCGGACCGCGAACGCAAAGACGCGUCAAAGUGAUGAAUCGAGGCACCGUCAGCGCUGCGAUUUAGCUUUGCUGUGUGUGUUUUCUGCCUGCACGAGAAACCCUCACGCUCUCUGUGAGCACGUCACCGAGGAGGACUGUUCGCCUCCCUAGACCAGUCCAGUCCGGUCCAGCCAAGCUCAGCCCAGCUCAGCCCAGCUCAGCCCAGUCCCCUCCCUGGGCCAUUUGAAUGAAAGUCCCUUGUACAAUAAACAUAUGGCACUGGACAUGCUUUCAAAAAGUGUCCUUGGUCCCCAUCAGUCCUUCAUCCCUCGCCACACUGACUCCAACUAGUGUAUUUCUGUUCGGUUACUCGUAUCUUGAUUUACUAUAAGCGUCUUAUUUACUAUAAGAGUCCAUUUUUUGGAUGAAAAAAUGUUGAAUUUCACCUCUAAUAUGUUCUGGUAAAUCAAAAGUCUUGUGUUUGUUUAUUUUUCACUUGAUUUACAACAUUUUGGCAGUUAAUGUACAUGUUUGUGGAGGCACCGUAAAAAGAAAAUGUAAUGGGUUCAGACUCCAGCAAAGUAAUAAAAAUGUAUGCGUAUUUGAGAAUAAGAAUAUUUCAUUGACAUUAUUCUCUCAGCUAAGCUCAAAACCACUGGUUCUGUCUGAAAUCACUUCUGCAGUUAUUUAAAUAUCACCUUUGUUACCUUCCCGGUGUUUAAGUGCACUGUGUUAUAAGGAGUAUAAUCAUGUAAUCGAUGUAUUUAAAAAGAAUUUAUAAAAGAGCCAUAUAGUCUAGUAAGUAUGACAAAUAGCCUGAAUAUGGGACCUGAAACCAGCCGAGAGAAUAUUGACCAGAUUCAACAGUGUGAAACAGAGUCCAAGAACAUGGUAACCCAAGUAUUUCCAGCAUCGGAUGUGGUUGUGUACUAUGACCAGGCUGGAAGCCAGACUGAAAUUUUUCAAGAGUAUUACAGUAUGUUGGUUGACGUAAAUCUGAAUUUACGAAGCUCCUUUCCUGUAAAGAUUUUUGGGGAGAAAAAUGACACGCUUGAAACUGGGAAGCAGGGCUCUAGUGACGUCAAUUUUAGAACCGUUUCUAACGUUACCAUAGAGUAAGGAAGUCUGAAUGAAAUUAACUAUUAACUUUAGGCGCUGGUAAUAAAACCACCCUGCAUAGCAGUGCCACACUUAGCGAGGCACCGGUCCCAUCCCCCUCCGCUCACGGAGCCCGAAGCAGGUGGCAUAAGCAACGCUCUAACGAUGUCCAAUUUAUUAUUGAAAAAAAUCAUCACUAUUGAAAAGGUCAUAAUUUGAAAAAGGAAGUACUAUUAAAUUGCCAAGGGGGGCGCAGUGGGUUGGACCGGGUGCUGCUCUCCGGUGGGUCCG